Messenger RNA from Triticum dicoccoides, 1604 nucleotides. Its product is annotated as elongation factor 1-gamma 2-like. The transcript is spliced from 8 exons. The coding region runs from base 162 to 1403 and encodes 413 amino acids. NCBI's taxonomy places the organism in Eukaryota, Viridiplantae, Streptophyta, Magnoliopsida, Poales, Poaceae. Gene Ontology annotation, biological process: translational elongation. Gene Ontology annotation, molecular function: translation elongation factor activity; glutathione transferase activity. The record is from RefSeq and is a predicted model, not a curated record.
CUCACCACUCCCCCGCGCCGCCAUAAAUCCGCGCCCCCGUCCCCUUUGUAAACCCCUCUCUUCCCCACCCUCGCCCGCUGAGGUUUCCGCCGCGAUCUCGUCUCGAUCCGCACUCUCUAUCUGAGAUUUGGAAUCGGGUGAAGCCUGCAGCUCCUGCCGACAUGGCGCUCGUUUUGCAUUCAGGCAGCGGCAACAAGAAUGCCUUCAAGGCACUUAUUGCUGCAGAGUACUGUGGGGUCAAGGUUGAGCUCCCCAAGAACUUCGAGAUGGGUGUAUCAAACAAAACCCCUGAAUUCAUCAAGAUGAACCCCCUUGGGAAGGUUCCUGUUCUUGAGACUCCUGAUGGUGCUGUUUUUGAGAGCAAUGCUAUUGCACGCUAUGUUGCUCGCUCAAAGGGUGACAACCUGCUUUGGGGUGGUUCUCUUAUUGAAUAUGCACGUGUUGAGCAAUGGAUGGACUUUGCUGCCACAGAGGUUGAUCCCAAUAUCGCAAGGUGGUUGUACCCAAGGCUUGGUUAUAGGGCUUUCAAUGCCCAGGAUGAGGAAUUCGGCAUUGCUGGAUUAAAGAGGGCCCUUGAAGCAUUGAACACACACCUGGCAUCAAACACAUUCCUUGUUGGGCAUUCUGUCACUCUGGCUGAUAUUGUCAUGACAUGCAACCUCUACCAUGGUUUUGCUCGGAUCUUGACCAAGACUUUCACAUCUGAGUUCCCUCAUGUUGAGAGGUACUUCUGGACCAUGGUUAACCAGCCUAACUUCAAGAAGGUCAUUGGCGAAUUCAAGCAGGCAGAGGUUGUACCUCCUGUUCAGAAGAAGGCUGCUCCUGCUAAACAAAAGGAGGCCAAGAAAGAGGCUCCCAAGGCGGCCCCAAAGCCAGCAGUAGUUGAGGCACCAGAGGAAGAGGCACCAAAGCCUAAGCCCAAAAAUCCCCUUGAUCUACUGCCACCAAGCAAGAUGGUACUUGAUGACUGGAAGAGGCUAUACUCAAACACUAAGAGCAACUUCCAUGAUGUUGCUGUUAAAGGUUUCUGGGAGAUGUAUGACCCAGAGGGCUACUCUCUGUGGUUCUGUGACUACAAGUACCAGGAAGAGAACACCGUGUCGUACGUGACCCUGAACAAGGUCGGCGGGUUCCUGCAGCGGAUGGAUCUGUGCCGCAAGUAUGCUUUUGGCAAGAUGCUCGUGAUUGGUUCUGAGGCGCCCUUCAAGGUCAAGGGGCUGUGGCUCUUCCGUGGGCAGGACAUCCCUGAGUUCGUCAUGAACGAGGUCUACGACAUGGAGCUCUACGAGUGGACCAAGGUUGACCUCUCUGACGAGGCCCAGAAGAAGCGCGUGGAAGCCAUGAUUGAGGACCUUGAGCCGUUCGAGGGGCAGGCCUUGCUGGACGCCAAGUGCUUCAAGUAAGCGGAGCAGUGCUUGGGAUCGUGACGGUGGCAAAGAACCUAUCUAGGACUUGAAAUUCAGUGUCGAAACAGUUGGUCUUUUUUUGGAAGAGUUUGCUUGUUACUUAAUGGCUAUUUGACCUGGUGAACUAGUUAAUUUUGUGCUAUGCUAAGAGUUUUUGGGUAUCUGGUCCUGCCGUCUCGUUAUUCUGCGAGGUUUAUA